UUUCUGAGUACCGGGGACCAGUCAGCCAAGGGGAACUAUGGUCUUUUGGACCAGAUCCAGGCUCUGCGCUGGCUCAAUGAGAACAUUGGCCACUUUGGAGGAGACCCAGAGAGGAUCACCAUCUUUGGCUCCGGGGCUGGAGCCUCCUGUGUCAACCUGCUCAUCCUCUCCCACCACUCAGAGGGUAAGGACCUGUCAUCAUAGUCAUAACCCAGCUAGUGUAGCCGGUGUGAAAUGGCUUGCUAGUUAGCGGUGCACGCUAGUGGCAUUUCAAUCGGUGACAUCACUCGCUCUGAGACCUUGAAGUAGUUGUUUCCCUUGCUCUGCAAGGGCUGCGACUUUUGUGGAGCGAUAGGUAACGAUGCUUCGUGGGAUGCAGUUUUAUAUGUGUUUGGUGGGUUCCUGGUUAGAGCCCAGGUUGGGGCGAAGAGAGGGAUGGAGGCAACACUGUUACACUAGCACAGGGCUCUCCAACCCUGUUCCUGGAGAGCUACACUCCUCUAAGUUUUCGCUCCGACCCCAGUUGUAACUAACCUGAUUCAUUUUUAUCAACCAGCUAAUUAAUAGAAUCAGUUGCGCUAGAUUAGGGUUGGAGUGAAAAACCUACAGGACGGUAGCUCUCCAGGAACAAGGUUGUAGAGCCCUGCAAUUGCACAUAACGUUCUGAGAACCAUAUGUUUCUUAGACCCUGGUGAGAGCGUGGUUAUCCUAUGGUUAUUUUGCGUACAACCUUCCCACAACGUUCUGGGAAUGGUGCAGGAUAGUUGCUUGGCUUUGGAACAUUCUCAGCACAUUUAAGGAACUUGACAAAAAAACAUAAUUUUCUAUUUCAUUACUUUUACAGAACGUUUCCUAAAAGUUCAAACAUGGUUACAUUUCAUUGACAUUUUGGUAAUGUUUUAGGAAGGUUCUCCAACUGGUUUGACAUUGGGAAUGCUCUCAAAUAGUUCAGAGAAUGUUAAGAAACAUUCUUCUGUGGUAAUUUCAGUACUUCAGCAUAACGUUUCCUUCAGGUUUUCUCAUGGUUCUAUUUAAAGUCAUGUUCUUAAAUUGUUCCGAGAACAUUAAGAAAACGUUCCAUAAAAACCAUAAGAAAACUUUAGUAACGUUCAAAGAACGUUCCAAUAACAUUUUUAAAAAACAUACAUUCCAUUCUCAGAAUGUUAACAAAACAUUCCAUAAAAACCACAAGACAACUUUAGUAAUGUUUAGAGAACGUUCUAAGAAUGUUAUUUAAAAACAUAUACAUUCCGUACUCAGCAUCAACAAAACUCUCUAUCCUCUAUCUUGUUAAGGGUGCGUUCGUAAAUUCACUCUGGAGUGCCAGAGAGCGCUCAGAGUGUGCUCUCGGCGUUUGUAAAUUCAGAGCAUUGUCAGAUUGUCCGUUCGUAAAUUCAGAGCGUUUAGAAUGCACACUGGACGCUCUGGCUGAGGAGUAGGGUUGAUCCGAGCGUUCUGACCUCACAACGGCAGUCAAGCACCCAAGCUAACUUGCUAAAGUUAGCUAGCUUGCUAGCUAAUUCCAGACAUAAAUGAGAGAACACCUCACUCUGACCAUUUUACUUGCCCUUGCAGAGCUUGUUAGGCUGUUUUCAUGUUAUCCAAAGCAUUAGUGACUAACUGUGCUGCUGGCAACAAUUUAAUUAAGCUUUUUUGCCUAUGUUUACUGACACCGGCCAUAUUCAACGGGUGUUGAGCGUUCGUAAAUUCAUCAGUUAUUCUGCGUUCUGGCACACUCAGACAAGAGUGCUCUGAAAUCGGAAUAGAUAGCCAUUUACGAACGUACCCUAAGUGUUUUCAGGUGUGUUGGCCACGCCCACUAAUUGGCCUCCCAUGAUCUUAAUGAAUGUUUGUUUCCUUUGAAAUGGGGUCUGUUUGAAUAGACUAAAAUGAACAGCUUUGUAUGCAUAAAAAAAACAUUACAUGCUAGCUCCAUCCUGGUGGUGCAGUGGACUAAUUCCAUGGAUAGGGAACAAAAAAUUAUUGGUUUGAAUCUCACUGAUGCUGUGUCACAAUACAAAAUUAAUGUUUGCAUGAUUAAUGCCUAAGGAAAUUUAUUUCCAUGUGUCCUAUCUGUGCUUGGAGUUUAAAAAAAGUUUGUCUUAUUGAAACAUUCAGUGAAAGUUAUAAGGAAGUUAUUCAAAAGCCUCCAAUUUCCAUUCUCAGAGCGUUAAUAAAGCCUCCCAGGAAAACUUUCAUGGAACCAGAUUAAAACAUACUCAGAACCAAAAUGUUCACUUCUGUUCAGUUUUUCUGGUCAGGAAACUUAUGGGUUCGUUCCCACAACCAAUGUGAAACCAAAUACAAACGUUCCCACAACUUCCAAGGAACCAAAUGUGCUAGCUGGGAACAGUCAUCAUCAUCAACAACAACAUCAUAAUCAUCAUCGCCAACAUCAUCAAACAUGAUAGUCAUAGUCAUCAUCUACAAUAACAGCAAUAUCAUCAUCACGUCAUCUACGACAACAAUCCACACUAUUACUAUCAAUCCUAUCAUCAUUAUCACCAUAUAACCAUUUAAAUCAUCAACACGAUAGCACCAUCCAACAUGUUUUAACUGUACUAUUUAGGUAUGUUUAAAAAAUGAAAACCCAGAGAGGUAGAUACACUGCUCAAAAAAAUAAAGGGAACACUUAAACAACACAAUGUAACACUGAUUGACAAUAAAUUUCACAUGCUGUUGUGCAAAUGGAAUAGACAACAGGUGGAAAUUAUAGGCAAUUAGCAAGACACCCCCAAUAAAGGACUGGUUUUGCAGGUGGUGACCACAGACCACUUCUCAGUUCCUAUGCUUCCUGGCUGAUGUUUUGGUCACUUUUGAAUGCUGGCGGUGCUUUCACUCUAGUGGUAGCAUGAGACGGAGUCUACAACCCACACAAGUGGCUCAGGUAGUGCAGCUCAUCCAGGAUGGCACAUCAAUGCGAGCUGUGGCAAGAAGGUUUGCUGUGUCUGUCAACGUAGUGUCCAGAGCAUGGAGGCGCUACCAGGAGACAGGCCAGUACAUCAGGAGACGGGGAGGAGGCCGUAGGAGGGCAACAACCCAGCAGCAGGACUGCUACCUCCGCCUUUGUGCAAGGAGGAGCAGGAGGAGCACUGCCAGAGCCCUGCAAAAUGACCUCCAGCAGGCCACAAAUGUGCAUGUGUCUGCUCAAACCGUCAGAAACAGACUCCAUGAGGGUGGUAUGAGGGCCCGACGUCCACAGGUGGGGGUUGUGCUUACAGCCCAACACCGUGCAGGACGUUUGGCAUUUGCCAGAGAACACCAAGAUUGGCAAAUUCGCCACUGGCGCCCUGUGCUCUUCACAGAUGAAAGCAGGUUCACACUGAGCACGUGACAGACGUGACAAAGUCUGGAGACGCCGUGGAGAACGUUCUGCUGCAACAUCCUCCAGCAUGACCGGUUUGGCGGUGGGUCAGUCAUGGUGUGGGGUGGCAUUUCUUUUGGGGGCCGCACAGCCCUCCAUGUGCUCGCCAGAGGUAGCCUGAAUGCCAUUAGGUACCAAAAUGAGAUCCUCAGACCCCUUGUGAGACCAUAUGCUGGUGCGGUUGGCCCUGGGUUCCUCCUAAUGCAAGACAAUGCUAGACCUCAUGUGGCUGGAGUGUGUCAGCAGUUCCUGCAAGAGGAAGGCAUUGAUGCUAUGGACUGGCCCGCCCGUUCCCCAGACCUGAAUCCAAUUGAGCACAUCUGGGACAUCAUGUCUCGCUCCAUCCACCAAUGCCACAUUGCACCACAGACUGUCCAGGAGUUGGCGGAUGCUUUAGUCCAGGUCUGGGAGGAGAUCCCUCAGGAGACCAUCCGCCACCUCAUCAGGAGCAUGCCCAGGCGUUGUAGGGAGGUCAUACAGGCACGUGGAGGCCACACACACUACUGAGCCUCAUUUUGACUUGUUUUAAGGACAUUACAUCAAAGUUGGAUCAGUCUGUAGUGUGGUUUUCCACUUUAAUUUUGAGGGUGACUCCAAAUCCAGACCUCCAUGGGUUGAUAAAUUUGAUUUCCAUUGAUCAUUUUUGUGUGAUUUUGUUGUCAGCACAUUCAACUACGUAAAGAAAAAAGUAUUUAAUAAGAUGAUUUCAUUCAUUCAGAUCUAGGAUGUGUUAUUUUAGUGUUCCCUUAAUUUUUUUGAGCAGUGUAUAAAGGCCCAAUGGAGCCAUUUUUUAUAUCAAGAUACAAUUAUUUCUGGGUAACAAUGCAGUACCUUACUAUAAUAGUUUUCCAUUAAAAUGGACAAAAAUAGCUUUUUAGCAAAAAACUAUUUCUCAAGGAAGAAUCUUGUCUGGGAGUGGUCUGAGGCGGGAGGGGAAAACUUAAAAGUAGCUGUUAUUGGCAGUGUGGUUUGGAACUCACUUUGUUAUGGUCUAUUAACCAAUUUACCAACUGUUGAUGUCACCAGGAAAGCCGAAACUCCUGCCCAUGCAAACAGGCUGAUUAGAAGGUCCUAUGUAGAUUGCAUUUUCAACCAGCAACUAUUAGGAAAUAACAAUGCUCAAAUUAUUUCACAUUUAAAUUAUUUCAGUUCCAUAGUGUCUAACUGAGCAAUAAGGUAGUAUGUCAUUGAACCCUAGGAUGAUGUGUGAAUAGGAAUGAGGUAGGUAGAGAUUAUGGGAUAGAACUUUAGGCCCAGAUGAAUAUGGAUAUGACUAUCUGAGAUUGAGUCACAUAUAGAAUAGGUUCGUUGAAUCAGAUCAAUAUGCAUAUGACAACAUAAAGAAUUUGACCAGUAUAGGAAAUCGGACUGUAGAUUCUACAGUGUAGAAUAUGAAUCUCCACUUGUGUAAAUGAGAGAGAGACUGGUGCAUGAGUGAGCACUUUGGACUGAGUUAAUAUGGAUGUGUGUGUCUGUCUGUGAGAGAGAGCACUAUCAUGAGGACUGUCAAUAUGGAUGUGUCUGUCUGUGAGUAGGAGAGAGCAGAGCUGAGCUGAGCACUGGACUUGAGCUGCAGCUGAGACGAGUCUUAAUUGAUUUCACAGGGAGAGGAGCGGGGGAGGUGGCACAUGCAGAGGAUGGGGGAUGGAAUGGGGCGGAGGGGGUCUUAAUUAUUAAUGACAGAAUCUGCAGAUGAAAACAGGGGGACAACAAGGCACUUUACAUAACAGUGCAGAAGUGCUCUCCUUCUCUCUCUACCCCCCCCCCCCUCUCUCUCUCUCUCUCGAUCUCUCUCCAUUCAACACAGCCAACAGUCAGUGGUAACACCAACUCAACUGUGUGCCAGCCUGUCGCCAUUUCUCUUGUCGCUGCCUCCGUAUAUGAUGUGAGAGAACCAGUGGAUUUGGCAAGCCUAAUGUUUACAAUGAUUUAGUGGGGCUUGGGAGAGAGGCAGCGUAUCUGGACCAGUGCUUCCUCCAUAUGUAAUACUUCACGGUGCCACGGCUCCUCCUCUGACGCAUGCAUCAUUAAAGCACUCACUCUGUAGUGCCUUGAAGGCCUCGUGAGCAGCUAGUGAGUGUGUCAGAGGGAUAAAAAGCCAGCGUAAAUGGAGAGAGUGAGUGCUUUCUCUAGAUACAGACAGUACAGUGCCCUAUAUCCUAUAUCUAUUAUACACUCAGGGAUCUGACCCUCUUCUGACCCCCAGGUCUGUUCCAGAGAGCCAUAGCCCAGAGCGGCUCAGCCAUCUCCAGCUGGUCGGUCAACUACCGGCCCCUCAUGUACACCAAGAUCCUGGCUAAGAAGGUAGGCUGCAGCUACGGGGACACGGGAGAGCUGGUGGAGUGUCUGAGGAGGAAAAGCUUCAGGGAGCUGGUGGACCAGGACAUCCAGCCGGCCAGGUAUCAUAUCGCCUUCGGCCCCGUGGUGGAUGGAGACGUGGUGCCCGACGACCCCGAGAUUCUCAUGCAACAGGUCAGACACAGCCUCUGGCUGCAAAACAACAUGUCAAUUAUUAGAAUUGUAUUUCUAUGUUUCAACUGUUAGAAUUGUAUUUCUAUCCAUCUUUCUCACAGUCUUUUCUGUAUUUGGCAUUUUUAUGCAACGUCUGCUAUUACUGUUUUUGUCGCAGUGUCUUUUCUUCCUCAAUGUUCUGUGAUGCUAUGUGUGUGUGUUGCCACCAGGGGGAGUUCCUGAACUAUGACAUCCUGCUGGGGGUGAACCAGGGAGAAGGGCUGAAAUUUGUGGAUGACAGUGAGGAGGAUGAUGGCAUCUCUGCAGCCUCUUUUGACUACACCAUCUCUAACUUUGUGGACAACCUGUAUGGAUACCCUGAGGGUGAGAGUUUGUUAUACAUGUCCUCAUACACAUCAACAUAUUUGUCACCCCCACAGGAGCAGAAGUAAUGCUCCAGUUACCCAUGUGUGUUAAUGUGUGUUAAUAAUAGAUACAUAUUUUAUGUUGCAAUGCUUUAGUAUUUCAUUGCCGAGUAUUCAAGGUCUCUCUGUCCCUUCACCUCCCCAUCUCUUGUUACUCUCUAAUCUCUCUCUUGCUCUCAUUCUCUGUCUCCACCCCCCUCUCUCUCUCUCUCUCUCUCCCCCCCUCUGUCUCUCUCUCUCUCCCCCUCUCUCUGUCUCUCUCUCUAAUCUCUCUCUUGCUCUCAUUCUCUCUCUCCACCCCCCUCUCCCCCCUCCCCGUCUCUCUCUCUUUAAUCUCUCUCUUGCUCUCAUUCUCUGUCCCUCCCCCCCGUCUCUCCCCCCUCUCUCUGUCUCUCUAAUCUCUCUCUUGCUCAUUCUCUCUGUCUCUCUCUCUCUAAUCUCUCUCUUGCUCUCAUUCUCUGUCCCCCCCCCCCCCCCCCCCCCCCCCCCCCCCAUCUCUCCCCCCUCUCUCUGUCUCUCUAAUCUCUCUCUUGCUCGUUCUCUCUGUCUCUCUCUCUCUUGCUCUCUCUGUGUCUCGCCCUAUCUCUGUCUGUCUCCAGGUAAGGACAUCCUGAGGGAGACGAUAAAGUUCAUGUACACAGACUGGGCCGACAGGGACAAUGUGGACAUGAGGAGGAAGACCCUGCUGGCACUGUUCACAGAUCACCAGUGGGUGGCGCCAGCGGUGGCCACAGCCAAGCUGCACGCUGAGUUCCAGUCUCCUGUCUACUUCUACACCUUCCAUCACCACUGCCAGACGGAGGCCCGGCCAGAGUGGGCGGACGCGGCCCACGGGGAUGAGCUGCCCUACGUGUUCGGGGUCCCCAUGGUGGGAGCCACAGACCUGUUCCCCUGUAACUUCUCCAAGAACGACAUCAUGCUCAGCGCUGUGGUCAUGACUUACUGGACCAACUUUGCCAAGACCGGGUCAGUACUGGACCUAAACAGGACCUAGAGAGGACCUAGACAAAUCACUGAGAUAUCAAAUUAUAAACAUGCUCUAUCCGAUGCAUACAGUACAUGCUCAAUAAUUGUGAUAAUCUUUCAUCCUUCCUUCCUUCCUUCCUUCCUUCCUUCCUUCCUUCCUUCCUUCCUUCCUUCUCGCUCUCUCGCUCUCUUUUUGUCCAUCAGGGAUCCCAACCUGCCUGUCCCUCAGGACACUAAGUUCAUCCAUACCAAGCCCAACCGCUUUGAGGAGGUCAUCUGGACCAAGUUCAGCUCCAAGGACAAGCAGUACCUCCACAUUGGCCUGAAGCCCCGUGUCCGAGACAACUACCGGGCCAACAAGGUGGCCUUCUGGCUGGAGCUGGUGCCUCACCUGCACUCCCUGCAUGAGGACAUCAACCCCAUCACCACCCGCCUGCCGCCUGGAGGAGGAGGUCCCCGUGUCCACCGUCCUGGACCCCCUGGGGCACGCUCCACCCGCCACCCCGUCAUCUCCACCAACCCCUCCGAACCCGAGCCAGACCCCUCCGAGCCGCCCCGCCGCAACCCGUUCCCCGACGAGAUAAGGGACUACUCCACGGAGCUGAGUGUGACGGUGGCGGUGGGCGCCUCGCUGCUCUUCCUCAACGUGCUGGCCUUCGCAGCGCUUUACUACAAACGGGACAAACGCCACGAGCUGCUGCAGAGACGCCACCGUCGCUUGUCCCCCCAACGCGGCAUGGGCACCGACAUGGGCAUGGGCGUGGGCAUGGGAGUGGUGGGCGCCCCGUCCCACAAUGACCUGGCGCUGAGCCAGGAGGAGGAGCUCAUGUCCCUGCAGAUGAAGCAGCAGAGGGUGGAGAUGGAGCACGGCAUCGGCACGCCCCUCCCUUCCCGCGGUCUCCAUGGCGACCUGGAGACGCUGCGGGCGCAGGUGGGCCCACCGGACUACACCCUGGCGCUGCGGCGGGCACCGGAGGAUGUGCCGCUGAUGACAGCCAACACCAUCACCAUGAUGCCCAGCACCAUCAGCGGCAUGCAGCCCCUCCACCCCUUCAACACCUACCCCCCUGCCCCGGCCCCCUCCACCACCCCCACCCCUGGCCACAGCAACAACGCCCUGCCACACCAACACUCCACCACCCGCGUA
Coregonus sp. 'balchen' is the source of this 8353-nucleotide messenger RNA. Lineage: Eukaryota; Metazoa; Chordata; Actinopteri; Salmoniformes; Salmonidae. The record is from the annotation of a GenBank genome assembly.